This is a messenger RNA of Durusdinium trenchii, 1021 nucleotides long. NCBI's taxonomy places the organism in Eukaryota, Dinophyceae, Suessiales, Symbiodiniaceae. The record is from the annotation of a GenBank genome assembly.
GGUGCGUGUUCACUCUCCUUUUACGUCUAGUGUCAAUCUUCCCGCCAUGGUGACGCUCGAUGAUGCCGUACCAUGUUUCCUCAAGGUGCCAGGCCAUGAGGAGGCGGAGAUCGCCCUUUGCGUCGAUGAUGCUAUGACAGGGCUUGAUGUGAUCCACUGGGAGCAGAUCUGGGAGGAAGCGGCUCCUGAUCGCCCGACGCAUGGGAACCGACUCCUGUCGGUUCAAGACCGGAUGAUUGCGCCCCAUGAGCUGGUACGCCCAGCUCUCCCUGAGUCUUGGUCUGGAUGUGUGACGCUUGCGGAUUACUCUCAACUUGGCCCAACGGAAGGCAAGAUUUGUCGCAUCAGCGCCACUGAACUGCGAGGCAUUAGAGUGGCGCAAUUGCACUCUUUGUUGGUGUUCAUCAAGGAGAUGGCUCCCUACUGGUGUGAAACAUUUGGUGCUGAAGCCGGACAAGCACUUCUGUUUGAGAAUUUCAAUCUUUACAAUGCGAACCAGUGGAUCAUCCAGCCCGCCACUGAGGGCCGCGGAGGAAAUAUGAUUCAUUUGAGCAAAGUGAUGAGCCAAGUGGAGAAGGGUUGCAGCUAUGUCGAGCUGGUGAGCAUGGAAGCAGAGGCCCAGCGUCCCCACUGGUUCGUCUCCCACGCAUGGAAGGAGCCGAUCGUGAAUUUUGUCUCCUGCUUGGAAAAACAUUUGGCCGUACGGGGUCUUUCACCAGAGAGCCCCUAUUGGGUUUGCGCCUAUGCCAACAACCAGCAUACCCUAGACAAAGAAAUUACGGAAGACCCACGGGAAACUGCCUUCUACCGUGCCAUGAAGGCCAGUGAAGGUGUACUUCUAAUCUUGGACAAGGAUGCAACGCCAUUUUCGCGCAUUUGGUGCUGCUUUGAAGAGAGUGUUGCGGUCGAAGAGCGCAACUCUGCCACACCCUUGCUGCUGGACCUGGCUGCUGUUGCAUCUUUCGAGGCUCACGUGGUCACGGAUGGCUUGGCAGGAGUUGAACGCCAGAUGAUGCCACUC